Molecule: messenger RNA, 2217 nt
Organism: Rhincodon typus (whale shark)
Lineage: Eukaryota; Metazoa; Chordata; Chondrichthyes; Orectolobiformes; Rhincodontidae
Gene: irx5a
Product: iroquois homeobox 5a
Exons: 3
Coding region: 161-1522 (453 amino acids)
Biological process (GO): regulation of transcription by RNA polymerase II; neuron differentiation; cell development
Cellular component (GO): nucleus
Molecular function (GO): RNA polymerase II cis-regulatory region sequence-specific DNA binding; DNA-binding transcription factor activity, RNA polymerase II-specific
Source: RefSeq, a predicted model, not a curated record
UUCUGCAAGUAAACACUGGCAGAGUCAGCUGCUGAGAUCAGCGCAGAGCCAGACAAUCUGCCGGUGCAUGACUCCAGCUCACAAACUCAUAUCAGAACUGUGGAAAUAGGGGGUUGAUUCACGCACAUACACACAUACACACAAAACCAUAAUCUUAGCCAUGUCGUAUCCUCAGGGCUACUUGUACCAACCGUCAGCUUCUUUAGCUCUUUACUCGUGUCCAGCGUACAGCACAAGCGUAAUAUCGGGACCCAGGACGGAUGAACUCGGGAGAUCUUCUUCGGGAUCUGCGUUUAGUCCGUACGCCGGAUCGACAGCGUUUACAGCUCCUUCCCCAGGCUAUAAUAGCCACCUCCAGUACGGUACAGACCCGACCGCUGCUUUCACUUCCUACGUGGGCUCUCCCUAUGAUCACUCGACGGGAAUGGCUGGAUCUAUAGGAUAUCACCCGUACGCUGCUCCUUUAGGUUCUUAUCCCUAUGGUGACCCAGCUUACCGAAAAAAUGCCACCAGAGAUGCCACUGCCACCCUGAAAGCCUGGCUCAGCGAGCACAGGAAGAAUCCUUAUCCCACCAAAGGCGAAAAGAUCAUGUUGGCCAUUAUCACCAAAAUGACUCUGACUCAAGUCUCCACUUGGUUCGCGAAUGCCAGGAGGAGACUGAAGAAAGAGAACAAGAUGACCUGGACUCCCAGAAACAGGAGCGAAGACGAGGAGGAAGAAGAGAACAUAGACCUGGAAAAAAACGACGAUGAAGAGCCGCCGAAAUCUUUAGAAAAGGGAAACUCGUCGGAAUCAGAGACAGGGAAUCAGAAAACGAACAUAGUAGAAAUCGCCUGUGAAAGAUUUGAGGAACAAGAUCCCAGCAAAGAAAGUGGGCAGAUCCUUUGCGAUUCGGAAUUAAAAGACGCAGAGGAAAGAGAAACCAUUCACUCCCCCAAAGCCACUACUUCUUCUCUGGUUGUGCCUCCUGGAGCUGAGCUCUUACACGAAAGCAACGACCCUGAAUUGGAAAAUGCACAUACAAACCGAACUCACACUCUUCCGAGUAACACAGCGAACUGCAAUGUGACUUCAGUCAUCCAUUCCCCCCCGGCAACAAGCUCCAAGCCCAAACUCUGGUCUCUGGCGGAAAUCGCCACCUCGGACAAGUCGAAGGAACAGAGCGAGCUACUACAGAGUGCGUGCCCGGGUCAGGGUUGCGGCGUGUCGGCCAGCGCCUCGUCUCCGUCCCGUUCCCCUUGUCCUUACCCGAACAGCGCCGUGCUGGGUCGGCCUCUCUACUACACCUCGCCCUUCUACACGGGCUACACGAACUAUGGCAGCUUCGGGCACCUUCACAGCCACCACGGAGGUAACAGCACAACACACUUCAGUUCCAAUGGAUUAAGCCAGACUGUCUUAAGCAGAGCAGAGGCUCUGGCAAAACUCUGUCCGGAAGCUAAAACAAAGAGCCCGGCACAAAUAGAUCAUUGCAAGGACACAUCGUCUUAUGAUUUGAAGAAAGGUAUGUCCAAUAUUUAAUACUGGUUCUUCGCCGAAUUUCUGGACACUAUUUAUUAUUUGGCCAUGGCAAAGUAUUUUCCGUCAAGAUGGCAUAAAGUGACACAGAUUUUUAGUUUCUCAUAUGUUCGAAACGGUUGAUGCAAACUGUUCAAAAUGUAACAUCUGAAAUGAAUGUCUUAACCAACCACGGAUUAAUUUGUAUUGAGACUAAUUCUGUAUAUUUAAUGUAGCGGUUUUUUUGUAUUUAAGAAAAGGAUAAUACACCCUCUUUGAAGUAAAUUAUGAAACGAGUGUCCUGUACAGAUAUUAUUGUUGUUCUUUCGUAUAAUAUAUAAACAUAUCUAAUAUAAAUCUGUGUUUUUGAAAUGUUUCCUAGUUAAGAUAAUGGCAAAUUAAUUUAAGACGAAAGCUGCUUUCUCUAAAUGUGUGUCUAGGAGGGGGAGGUUUUAACAAUAUACAAAUUAGCCUCUAUCAGAGAGAAACAAUAAAUCCAAGGGCCGCUGCUGAGCAAAAUGUAAAUAUCGAAUUAAAACACAGUUUCGGCUUCCAUAUCCAGGCGGGCAUUGCUAUUUGGCUUGGUUUGUUUUGUUGUCAAAAUGUGAAGAACUUUUAUUUUCAAAGAAAAUUAAUUCCAGAGAGUGUAGCACUUUCACUGUGCAGUUCGGGGAGUGCAGGAACUGGCUAGAAUAAUAAGGCUAAAACUAAAGUGCCAU